This is a messenger RNA of Cajanus cajan (pigeon pea), 1274 nucleotides long. RefSeq names its product transcription factor LAF1. The record is from RefSeq and is a predicted model, not a curated record. NCBI's taxonomy places the organism in Eukaryota, Viridiplantae, Streptophyta, Magnoliopsida, Fabales, Fabaceae.
AUGCUGCACAAUCAUAGCUAUCUAUUGCAUUAUAUAUCAGUCUGUUUGUGCACUAUUGCAAUGCCAAAUAUUCUCUUCCUUCUCUGUGAUUGUAUGGUCUCUCUUUAGUUCAUAACUGCUCUAGGGAAUCCAAUCUUAUCAAACUGAAAUUCUGACAGAGAAAGGAAAAAUGGAGUGUCAGCCACCAGAAAAAGCAAAACCAAAAUACAGAAAGGGCUUAUGGUCACCAGAAGAAGAUAAUAAGCUCAGAAACCAUAUCCUUAAGUAUGGUCAUGGCUGCUGGAGUUCUGUCCCCAUUAAAGCCGGCUUGCAAAGAAAUGGGAAGAGCUGCAGACUAAGGUGGAUUAACUAUCUGAGGCCAGGAUUGAAGAGAGGGGUGUUCAGCAAACAUGAGGAAGAUACAAUCUUGGCCCUUCACCACAUGCUAGGCAACAAGUGGUCUCAGAUAGCACAGCAUUUGCCAGGAAGGACUGAUAAUGAGAUAAAAAAUUACUGGCAUUCAUAUUUGAAAAAGAAACUGAUCAAAGCUAAGGAAAUGGAAUGUGACAAACAAAAUCAGUAUGCUAGCUCAAGUUCAGAUACAAUGGACAACUCUCUCUCUCCCCAGAAACUUGCAACACAAGAUCCAAGUUAUGCGUUGUUAGAAAACAUGGACAAAUCAAUAGAACACUCAGAUAACUUUUUCUCACAAAGCUACAACUUUUCCAAGGAGGCUUGUCAGAGCUCCCUACCAAAGCUGUUAUUUUCUGAGUGGCUUUCAAUGGAUAAUGUAAAUGGUGGAAGUGGAAGCUCAGUGAAUUCUGAUGAUUCCUUGGUCUUGGGGAAUGAAUUUGAUCAAAAUUCAACUUUCCAAGAUGCUGUAAUGCAUAUGUUAGAAGAGAACUUUGUUGAAGAGUAUCAUAAUACUCUAAUUCACAGUUCAACAACCACUGAGGUGUACAAUUCCGAUAUUAAGUCUUCAAAUCAAGAGGAUGGAAGUGAUUUCAUCCAUUGUAUUCCGGGGGCUGAUUUAUGUAGCAAUUUCAGCCUAACCAAUGGUGCAAUGUAAGCACCAGGAAGGAGUUAACAAGGGUGCUAAAAAAGAAAGAAUAAUUUGUAAUUAAGCAUACAGAAAACAAAACAUAAAUUUUAGCAAUGUAAAGUUAUACUUCAGAUUGUUUGAAUUUUACUCCUAUUAUUAACUCAAAUAAAUUCAUGAGUAAAAUAAAAAAUAAGUGUAUUUUAUUGUUAUUCUUCCACAUGUAUAUUUGCUUUCAAAAUAAUGAGUGAACUUC